Pyricularia oryzae 70-15 is the source of this 297-nucleotide messenger RNA. RefSeq lists its product as uncharacterized. Lineage: Eukaryota; Fungi; Ascomycota; Sordariomycetes; Magnaporthales; Pyriculariaceae. The transcript has 2 exons. The coding region runs from base 106 to 297 and encodes 63 amino acids. The record is from RefSeq and is a predicted model, not a curated record.
UUCACUUUACGGGCACUUCCGUGCAGUUGGGCGUGAUUCAGCAUCCAUGGUUUUAAAUGCGACGCUUCACAUCAACACGAAGUAGAGAUUUCUUCUCACAUAAUAAUGGGGGCUUUGAAAGAUUAUGCAACGCCACAAAAGCGCCAAAGAAGCGCCGCAUCGAAGCCAAUGUUUCCUUUCUCGCCCACCCAGGUUCAGCCCUCUGCACGCUCUCAAGACUCUGCAGCAAACAAGCGCCGUGUGGCACCGAGCGAUGGUCCACGGAACAUGCACAUCCAAACGCUCCCCACUACGUAA